This is a messenger RNA of Malania oleifera, 2185 nucleotides long. RefSeq names its product DEAD-box ATP-dependent RNA helicase 20. Gene Ontology annotation, molecular function: RNA helicase activity; ATP binding; RNA binding. NCBI's taxonomy places the organism in Eukaryota, Viridiplantae, Streptophyta, Magnoliopsida, Santalales, Ximeniaceae. Gene Ontology annotation, cellular component: nucleus; cytoplasm; ribonucleoprotein complex. The transcript is spliced from 10 exons. The coding region runs from base 343 to 1863 and encodes 506 amino acids. The record is from RefSeq and is a predicted model, not a curated record.
AUAUUUGGGGGUGGCUAUCAUUUUCACUUUCCCCUCUUCUCCCUUGCAAUACUGAAAUAAUUGUUGUACGUGAAUUCAAAUCUGAAUAGGUAGAAGAGAGUUUGACGUGACUAAUGUGAAUAAUUUUAAGAAACACAAUUGUGAUGUGUGCAUUUUUAUUUGAGCAACGGUAGCGCACGCGAUACAUUGAACGCGUGGGAGUAACUUGCCCUAGACCCAGAGGAGAGAGCAUUUCCCAACCGAAGCGACAGAUACUCGGAAAAUCCAAAAACCCUGCCCUCCUCUUCUUCAACCUUCAAAAUCCCACUCCUACUACAACCCACGGCGCACCCCUGCACACCCAUGAGCCGUUACGACAGCCGCUCCGGCGACCCCACCUCCUACCGUGACCGCCGAACGGACUCUGGGUUCGGCGGAGCAUCGGGCUAUGGCGGAGGGGUUCGGUCGUCGUCCGGCAAGAGGGACUACGACGGGGCUGAGUCGCCGCGGAAGCUGGAUUUGGACGGGCUGACUCCGUUCGAAAAGAACUUCUAUGUGGAGUCACCUUCGGUAGCCUCGAUGUCGGAGAGAGAGGUGGAGGACUAUCGGCUGCGGAGGGAGAUAACGGUUGAAGGGCGCGAUGUCCCGAAACCCGUCAAGAGUUUUCGCGACGUGGGUUUUCCAGAUUAUGUCAUGCAAGAAAUUACAAAAGCGGGCUUUGUUGAACCCACACCUAUUCAAGCUCAAGGAUGGCCAAUGGCUAUGAAGGGUCGUGAUCUCAUUGGUAUUGCUGAAACAGGGUCAGGGAAGACGCUUGCUUAUCUAUUGCCUGCAAUUGUCCAUGUUAAUGCCCAGCCAUUUUUAGCUCCUGGAGAUGGUCCAAUUGUACUGGUUUUAGCUCCAACCCGUGAGCUUGCAGUUCAGAUACAACAAGAAUCAACUAAAUUUGGUGCAUCAUCAAGAAUUAAGAGUACCUGUAUAUAUGGUGGUGUUCCAAAGGGACCUCAAGUGCGUGAUCUCCAGAAAGGUGUUGAAAUUGUUAUUGCUACACCAGGGAGGCUGAUUGAUAUGUUGGAAUCUCAUCAUACAAACUUGAGAAGGGUUACCUAUCUUGUAUUAGAUGAGGCUGAUCGGAUGCUAGAUAUGGGUUUUGAACCUCAGAUUCGAAAGAUUGUUUCUCAGAUUCGCCCCGAUCGUCAAACUCUGUACUGGAGUGCCACAUGGCCGAAGGAGGUUGAACAACUUGCAUGGAAAUUCUUGUACAAUCCAUAUAAGGUGAUUAUAGGCUCUUCAGACUUGAAAGCUAACCAUGCGAUUCGCCAGCAUGUGGACAUUGUUUCUGAGAGUCAGAAAUAUAAUAAAUUGGUGAAGUUGCUGGAGGAUAUCAUGGAUGGCAGCCGGAUUUUAAUAUUCAUGGACACCAAGAAAGGAUGUGACCAAAUAACUCGGCAACUACGAAUGGAUGGUUGGCCGGCUCUCUCAAUCCAUGGGGAUAAGAGUCAAGCAGAAAGGGAUUGGGUCCUGUCUGAAUUCAAAUCUGGAAAGAGUCCAAUAAUGACUGCAACGGAUGUUGCAGCUCGUGGUUUAGAUGUCAAGGAUGUAAAAUAUGUGAUCAAUUAUGAUUUUCCGGGCUCCCUUGAGGACUAUGUUCACCGCAUUGGCCGAACAGGAAGGGCUGGUGCCAAAGGAACAGCAUACACUUUCUUCACAGCUGCAAAUGCAAGGUUUGCUAAGGAACUUAUUACGAUCCUUGAAGAAGCUGGGCAGAAGGUUAGUCCUGAACUGGCAGCAAUGGGGCGUGGUGCACCUCCUCCUCCAUCAGGUCAUGGUGGAUUUCGAGACCGUGGGAGGGGCCAUGGUGGUGGCAGCCGCCCUUGGAGCUAGUCAGUUCUACCGAAGUAAAUGCCGUUGGAGGAAAGGUAGCGAGCAAGCUGUUCUGCAAAGAUGAGUACGGGGUAAAUACUGCUAGUGCUUGUAGUUUUGGUUCGCAGUUGUUGGGUAGGGACCCUCUUGCAUCAUUCUGUAUCUCAUUUAUACCUUCAGCUUGAUCUGGGGAGAUUUGUUUGACUAGAGGGUUGAGCUUAAACUUUUCCCUCUUUAAAACUUGGGGUAAGUUGAGCACAUCUCUGUAAGAUAGAACACAAGGUUUACCACCUUUUACAAGUUUUUUUAUUGUGCAGAGGAGGCAACACUUCCAUUUCUUCCA